Messenger RNA from Eufriesea mexicana, 3849 nucleotides. Its product is annotated as transmembrane protein 8B. The record is from RefSeq and is a predicted model, not a curated record. Gene Ontology annotation, cellular component: membrane. NCBI's taxonomy places the organism in Eukaryota, Metazoa, Arthropoda, Insecta, Hymenoptera, Apidae. The coding region runs from base 678 to 2786 and encodes 702 amino acids. The transcript has 7 exons.
UCGCUCAGCUGAUCGACCCACGUGUUGGAGCUGCGCCUUGACAACGCGACACCGACUCAAUUCUCUGUUAAGCGUUCAAUUAAAGGGAAAUCUUGGAUCAUUCCAAAUUUUGUCUUUAUCUCUUGGGAUUACUUACCAGUGUAAGUUCAAAGCGUCAAGUCACUGCAUACACUGAAUCAUCAUCCACACCAAGUUCCCCUAUUAUAAACGCAUUUAACCGGUGAAUCGUAGCACGUAUCUUUCGGCGGUAAACGAUCAAUAAACAGCUCCCGGGGAUUUUCAGUCUGUUCAGCGACCACGAACGCACUCUCACGUGAGAUCAGGAAUAGCUGUCAAAGUGACCACGUGUUCUUACGAAUUUCCGAUUUUUAAAAAGUUGCUGGGAUCGAAGAUUAAAAUUCUCACUGGUGAGUUUCGAGGAAACAGCAUCCUUGCCCCAUAUCGCGGCACGGAAACGCAGUCAAAUAAGCUCUCGCAUCUUGCAAGCACAGGAAGCGCGGGAAUUGGCAUUGGAAUUUGACCUACUUGGUCACGCGUAUCAUGCAUAUCGCGCGAAUCUUAUUCGACGCCUGAAACGAGCCUCGUAAAAGCCUGCCGCGAAGAUUAUUAAACCAGAAUAUCCUCUCCGAUUAGUCGAAGAAGUAGCUUGUUAUGUGGCCAAUCGCAGGAUCUAUAAUAUGCGACACAGCGUACUAGUCAUUUUGUUGGCAUGGAUCUUCGCGAUACAACAAGGUCUGUGCGGCAAACUCGAACGGGUCGCCCAUCGACCCAACAACGUUCUCGACGACUAUUAUGCUUAUCGUCACAUCUCCAUAAUCCAUUUCAAUGUCCCGGAUUGCACAGUCGCUGCAGGAUUCAAGUUCACUGUAAAAGAAGAAAAAACUGGAGGAAUAGGUAAAUGCUCGGCUCGGAAUGUUUCCGUGUUUUUGAAGUCCGGUAGCCUGCCGUUUGUCCGGCCGGAUGGAUCGAAGAUUGCGGCGAAACUCAUGAAAGGAAGACGACGAUAUUAUCCUCUGAAUAUGAAGAGUAACGGAGACGAAUACAUGAUAAAAAUCAGUGCACCCUCGCCAGGCGAUUGGUAUGCCAUUGCAUUUCGAUCUUGGAGCGACCCUGAUAACGGGAAGAUCACGCAACAAGGACUUGGAGCAUCGUGUGAUACCGUACUGGAUGCAGAAUUACUCCUAGAGUCUGCCUCUGUAGUUUCGCCAAUGGAUCCGAAAUUGAAAUACGAGGUGCAUAUGAACGAAAGCGCGGACUCGGCUGUGAUGCAGUUAUUAAUUCCCGAUGAAUUUGUGGACUCCAGCUUGUCGUUAAAAUCGUCUUGCGGCGAGGAAUGCGAAGUCGCUGUUCACGUGACUGCAGAGGAUCAGUUGGCAGGGAUGAUAGUGAACACUACAAACGCCACCGUAUUUUUCAAGCCCUAUUCGGACGCGUAUCACUACGUUGUCCUUCGGUUACUUUCCGGAGAGUCCACAAACAUGUCUUUGCAACUGGUCGACAGUUCUCCUACCUAUGAACCAGGUCAGGUGAAGUCGGUAGAUUUGAUGAGAAAGUCCUUGCCCGAUUUUUUUCUGUUCGAUUAUGAGCAUCUGCGAGGAAACGGUACAAAGCCAUCGGCGUUCAAUCUAACCUCAGACACCUUGUCCGUCCUCAGUUUCGAAAUCGGUAGAGUGUACGACGUCGGUGGAACAUUGACUUUAGGGUUGAAACUAGUUGAUGCGAAAGACAAAGAGAAGAAAAAUAUCGUCGUAGUUGCAUGCAUUUCGUUAGGUUAUUACUCGAAUAUCACUGCCGGUGGGGGUUGCACUCGCAUGGAAAACACGACGGCCGCGGAUAUUUAUGUGAACUCCACAGGACCAGCCACUAUUCACAUUCCUUUCCCGGAACCAGGAAUCUGGCACAUAAGUCUGAAAGCGUUCUGCGUGGAGGAAAACUGCCACUGCACCACAACUUGUUUGAACGGGACCGCCUGUGAUGACUGUAACUGUAUGAGCCCUUGUGACACCAGAAUAGAAAGCCGUAUCUCUUCGUUACCAUGCAUCGAAGGUCGCUGUAAUUCUCGUGGCAAGUGUAUGCAUUACAUGAGCGGCGGUUUCGUGUUCGCCGCAUGUCAUUGUUCUGGCGCUUAUCGAGGUUUUGAUUGUGCGGAUGAUACUUACGUUCUCAGCAACAGCGACAUAAUUAUCCGUGUAUUAUUGCUAACAUUCAGCAACUUGGCGUUUAUCGGUUCCGUUUAUGUAGCAGUGCGUCGAGAAUAUUUCACGGAAGCAAUAGUUUAUGCUGCCGUGAUGUUUUUCUCAACGUUCUAUCAUGCCUGUGAAGCUGGGGAAGAUGUGUACAGCAUAUGCAUUAUGAGAUUGAGCGUGUUACAAUUCUGUGAUUUCUUCAACGCUCUUCUGUCCAUUUGGGUAACGUUAGUGGCGAUGGCCUCGUUUGGACCAAAACUCACUGCUUUUUGUCAAAUAACUGGAGCUGUUAUCUUGGCUAUGAGUGCCGAAAUGGAUCGUACAGCCCUCUGGGUGUUUCUUCUGCCAGCUAUGACAGGCUCAGCAUUGAUCGGCCUGUCCUGGGGCAUGAGAUGUAAAAGGAGGGGCACGGUCCGUUAUCCAUCGCGUCCUUAUAGAAGCAUUUAUUUUCCGGCUGGUCUUCUUCUAGUCUCCCUCGGCCUUGUCUGUUAUGCGUUCCUACAGACGAGAAGGAAUUAUUAUAUCGUGCACAGUUUGUGGCACGUGUGUGUUGCUAUAGGAGCCAUACUACUUUUACCAAAGCGACAGUAUAUGAAAUGAUUGUUAUGUAAACAUGUUGUCGUACUUCUUCUACAAAGUGAAAGUUAUUGAAAAGUGUUAUUAUCUAGGAAAAAAGUCUCGUUGCCAAUUCAAUGAAGAAACAGGUACAAAAAUAUUCAUAGUAAUCGACGGUGCUCGUAGAUGACGGUACAUCGAACGUAUAUUGUAAUUAUCAGAGAUCUUAUUCUUGUAAAAGUCGACUAAAGUUUAUAAAAUAGAUAAUUGUUCAGCAGUUAAAUGCAUGUUAUAGAGCAAUCUGGAUUGACAGUAUUAAUUACUUCAAGGUUGUUUAUGGUUGUAUUUUCAUAAUUAGAUAGCCUGAAACAUAUUUUCAUCUCACCAAUUAAGAUAUAUUUCUCUCGGGAUAGGAUCACUCGAAUGGCAUUAUGCUUGAUUGCUUACGUUUGUUAAAUUUAUUAACGUUAACUAAAUUACACUGCUUAAUAAUACGUUUAACGGAUAUUUAAGUAUUUUGCUAAGGACCAAAGAAAUUCUAGAAUACGAACACAGAAAUACAUACAUAGAAUAUAACAGAGUUCAAUAUUUUUCCUGUAAAAGCGAAGAUUACAUUUUACUAACGCGUAUGUAUCAUAGUGAUCUAUUGUUAACCAUAAAUCCCUCAAGAAAUAUCUUGGGGCUUAAGUUCCAAUUCGAAUAUCGACCAUUCAAUAUCGAUAUUCGACAUUAAUUUUAGAGAGUUCGUUUUACUUCUCUUAGGAAUUAAAACCUCGCACGCGACUCAUACAUUAAUGAAAAAAUUAUAUAUUUGUAUACGCUCUGAAACAUUAUUGUAUCUACAUCGAGGGUCGUAGAAGAUUCAGAACAGUGCGCAAUGUACGCUGUGUUCAUAUUGAAAAAUAACGAAUCGUUACGCCGUGUAAUUUUAUACGGUUCUGUUUGCCUUACACGAAGAUUGUGUAAACAACAAAUGUCUACGUUGAAAGAAAGUUGUCGCGUUACACGCUGAACUGCGCGAACCAACGACUCCGUCGCAUUACACGGGAACAAUUUCACUUUCCUUGGUUCGCACGUGUACAAGAUCAAAUAAACGUGAAAAGAAAUU